UUCAUUCGUUCACGGUAAGCAAAAAUGCAUACCAAAACCCCUCCUGCACAUAAUAAGCGCUCUAUAGCUGGAGAUAAAAAGUAGUUUGGAAAGGGUGGAAGGCAUAAAGUGGUGAGGAAAAACGAUGGCAAUGUCAUCUCCAGUAUCCCCCUUCGCAAAACCCACCGUAGGCUUCCCAGCCAAACCCUACUCUCGUUUCAGGGCUUCCUCUACCGCUCCAAUUCCCGAUUUCUUCUCUUCCGAAUGGCUUGAAUCUCGCAAGAAAAGACCUUUUGGCCCGAAGCUGGAGUUUAGUGCUGAGGAAGCAGUCCAGUGUCAGCUUGAUGCAUUGAAAUACAAUGAUCAACCUCGGGAAGACUAUGGUAUUGAAGUCAUGUACAGGUUUGCUGGCUUCAAUCCAUUUGAAAGAUCUACUUACUUUGGACCAUUCUUUGAUCUCGGGCAGUUUGAGCGAUUUAGGAGAUUAUUCCACCAUUCAACUUACCGAGUUCUUCUUUGCCACAAGGAACAAAAGAUUCUAAGCAGUUUGUGGGUGCAAGAGAAUCAAUUCAAACAGAGAGUUUUAAUUAAAGGUUCACGUCCCGAGGAAGAAGAAAUCUUCCAGUUCACAAUGAUUCAGAAGAUUGGUGGAUGUUGGGACGGUUACUGGCUAACUGAGAGCCUACUUCAUGAUAGGGAUGUGUUUCUUGGUGGUGUUGCUUAUUGAUGCUGUAUUUACUAUGAGGAUAAUCAACUCGUGUAGAUAAAAGGAUUUUAGAUUCUGCCAAGGUUGAUGUCUGUUUAUACUUGCUUUUAGUAUGGUCUAAUAUAUGUUAUUAGUGUUUAGGCCUAAGAAAAUAGUUUAACAGGUUUAAAAAUGUUAUUUUGCUCAUUUAUAAAUUUAUAUUCGUGUCCUAUAUAUAUAUAUUUCA
This is a messenger RNA of Phalaenopsis equestris, 911 nucleotides long. RefSeq lists its product as uncharacterized. Lineage: Eukaryota; Viridiplantae; Streptophyta; Magnoliopsida; Asparagales; Orchidaceae. The transcript has 7 exons. The record is from RefSeq and is a predicted model, not a curated record. The coding region runs from base 125 to 706 and encodes 193 amino acids.